Diutina rugosa is the source of this 828-nucleotide messenger RNA. RefSeq lists its product as uncharacterized. Bases 1 to 828 code for a protein of 275 amino acids. The record is from RefSeq and is a predicted model, not a curated record. The transcript has a single exon. Lineage: Eukaryota; Fungi; Ascomycota; Pichiomycetes; Serinales; Debaryomycetaceae.
AUGUCGAUGUUGGUCUUGAUGUUUGUUCUUUUAGUGUGGGUUUUCCGUGUCUGUCAGUUCCCUGGUUGCAUCGCAACUAGCACCAAUUCGAAGGAUACCACGGCGUUCUCGGCACAUGCUGAUCAGAAAUCAUUCAACCUUACCGACACCCGACUGGCAAUCGUGAUUUUCAGCUGUCUUACUCCGGUCGGUGGCCAUAUUAACCUCGUGUUCCCAUCGGCUAAUUCAGAACAAGUCUCUUGUCUUGUGUGGAAAAUUGCGUUCAUGUUUACUCCAUAUCUGGAUGGCUUGAAAUUGAAUCCAUUUGAAACUUUUAUGAUGGUGAUUGUUGGAUCAUUAAUCAUUGUCAUUGUGACACUUCAAUCUCAAAUUCUCAGAAAGUACCAAAAAGCCAUUUUGACUUGGAGACGGCGAAUACUGACUCAAGACAGUACUAUAAAGCAACAGCAACUCAUGAUUGACAAUCACCUCAGUGUUAUGAAAGAGCAGGCUCACGUCAUGGCAAAUCAACAUGAUACCAUUGAGCUGCAAGCGAAAAUCAUCUUAGAGGAAACCAACUUUGCCGAAACGCAAAAUCGUUAUGUGGAAUUGAUUGAAUCUAAUAACGCAAUCUUGGAUCAAACAAUCAAGCAUCAAAAAGAUACCAUUGGAUACCAAAAUGAAUCGAUGAACACACAAGAGCGGUGUCUCACCGAGUUAUUGCGGUUCAUUCAGCCUCAAAUAGAGCUGGAUUCAUUCCGGGAGCUGUGGAAUGAGCUCAUUCGAAUUAUGGAGGAUUCGUCACCGUCCAGUAACUCAGGCCUGGACACUGACACCGAAAAUGAAUAA